Ambispora leptoticha is the source of this 768-nucleotide messenger RNA. NCBI's taxonomy places the organism in Eukaryota, Fungi, Glomeromycota, Glomeromycetes, Archaeosporales, Ambisporaceae. The record is from the annotation of a GenBank genome assembly.
AUGAAAGCAACUAGACUGCCAGGAAAACCAUUAUUAGAUGUGGGUGGUAAAUCGAUUAUUCAAAUAGUUUGCGAAAACGCUAGAAAAUACAUAAUGGGUGAUUUGUAUGUCGCAGCUGGUGAUAAAGAAAUUGUUGAUGAAUGCGAAAAAAUAGGUGUAAAUACAAUUUUAACGGAUCCAGCACUACCAUCAGGAACAGAUAGAAUUGCUGCGGCACUUAAACAAAUAGAUCCAACGGGAGAAAAUUAUGAUAUAGUGGUUAACUUUCAAGGCGAUGGUUUAAAUGUUGAUCCUCGCGUAAAUUUACCACUAAUAAAAAUGGUUGAAAAAGGUGAUUGUGAUAUAGCGACUUGUGGUAUGAUAUUUAAAACAAAAGAAGAUAGUGAAAAUCCAGCUAAUGUAAAAAUAGUUAUGGGUUUAAGAGAGGGAGAAACCGAAGGUAGGGCUUUGUAUUUUACAAGAGCCGUGUGUCCUUUUACAAGAGAUCCAGAAAAAGUUAAAAACAAAGAUUUAUAUCACCACAUAGGUGUUUAUGCUUACAAAGCCGCUUCAUUACAAAAAAUGGUGUCUUUACCAGUUGGUGUUUUAGAAGAAAGAGAAUCAUUGGAACAGUUAAGAGCAUUAGAAGCUGGUAUGAUAAUUAGGGUUAGAAUUAUCGCCCAAGAAGAAAUGAAAUUAAUUCAAGAAGCACCAGCCGAUGUAAAUACGCCAGAAGAAUUGGCAGAAGCAAGGAAGUACAUAAAUUUAAUAGAAAUUCCUCCUAAAUAA